This is a messenger RNA of Argentina anserina (silverweed cinquefoil), 1104 nucleotides long. RefSeq names its product probable fructokinase-7. The coding region runs from base 1 to 1104 and encodes 367 amino acids. NCBI's taxonomy places the organism in Eukaryota, Viridiplantae, Streptophyta, Magnoliopsida, Rosales, Rosaceae. The transcript has 7 exons. The record is from RefSeq and is a predicted model, not a curated record. Gene Ontology annotation, cellular component: cytosol. Gene Ontology annotation, molecular function: fructokinase activity. Gene Ontology annotation, biological process: fructose metabolic process.
AUGCCGAUGGGUUGUGGCUGCUUCCCCAGGAGAUCCCGAAAGGCCGGUCACUCCAAGUUAGCUAGGCUUCCCUCCAUGACCGAUUCAAUCAACACAUCAAUUCCUAAGAAAAAGGAUGUCCCAGAGAAGAAACUGGUCGUUUGCUUUGGAGAAAUGUUGAUUGAUUUUGUCCCUAUGACUGCUGGAGUUUCACUUGCUGAUGCAGAAGGUUUCAAGAAAGCUGCUGGCGGAGCUCCUGCUAAUGUUGCAGUUGGAAUAUCAAGAUUAGGAGGCUCAGCGGCUUUUAUGGGAAAGGUUGGUGCAGAUGAGUUUGGAUACAUGCUGUCAAAUAUUCUGAAGGAAAACAAUGUGGACAAUUCCGGCAUGUGCUUUGACCAAAAUGCAAGGACUGCAUUGGCAUUUGUUACACUCAGAAGUGAUGGCGAACGCGAAUUCAUGUUCUAUCGCAAUCCAAGUGCUGAUAUGCUUCUCACUAAGAAUGAACUUAACGUGGACCUAAUCAACAAGGCAAGAAUAUUUCACUAUGGUUCGAUUAGUCUGAUUGAGGAGCCUUGUAGAUCAGCUCAUCUCACUGCAAUGGACAUUGCUAAGCAGGCCGGUUGUAUCCUCUCUUAUGAUCCAAACUUGAGAUUGCCACUCUGGCCUUCUGCAGAGGCAGCUCGGAAGGGGAUUAUGAGCAUUUGGAACCUAGCUGACAUUAUUAAGGUAAGUGAGGAGGAAAUUACAUUUUUGACUGGAGGCGACGAUCCUUAUGAUGAUGAUGAUGAUAUGGUCAUGAACAAGCUUUAUCACUCCAAUCUGAAGCUUCUGUUAGUUACUGAAGGAUCAGCAGGCUGCAGAUACUAUACAAAGGAGUUCAAGGGUAAGGUUGCAGGAAUCAAAGCUGAUUGUGUUGAUACAACUGGUGCUGGUGAUUCUUUUGUUGGCUCUGUACUCAACAGUUUGGCUUCAGACCCUGAGUUAUUCAAGAAUGAAAAUUGCCUGAAGGAGGCUCUCAAAUUUGCCAAUGCUUGUGGUGCUCUCACUGUGGAAAAGAAAGGAGCCAUUCCUGCACUACCCACAAAAGAAGCUGUUUACAAAGUUCUUAGCCAAACCUCGGCAUGA